This is a messenger RNA of Rhododendron vialii, 7590 nucleotides long. RefSeq names its product cysteine-tryptophan domain-containing zinc finger protein 3-like. The transcript has 11 exons. Bases 407 to 5194 code for a protein of 1595 amino acids. Gene Ontology annotation, molecular function: zinc ion binding. The record is from RefSeq and is a predicted model, not a curated record. NCBI's taxonomy places the organism in Eukaryota, Viridiplantae, Streptophyta, Magnoliopsida, Ericales, Ericaceae.
GGAAAACAAAAAACAAAAAAAAAAAAAACACAGCUCCUCUUGUCUUCUGCUGUUCCUAUAUACACAAAACUAUACUUACAUAUCAAACACCUCCAAAAUCGUUACAAUUCCAUCGGUUCAUCUGUCGAUCAACUGCGUUUUUGGUGCAAAAGGGAUUGAAAUUCCUCGCUCUAUAAGUUCGAUUGUUGAUAAAAAAAAAAAACCCUCUUGAUUUGCAGAUUCAAUUCACUUUGUUCUGUAUCUAUUCAUAUUUUUUGUAUUGAUCAUCGGAAGGUUUUAUUUUUUUGGGUUUUUGUUUUGUUGAAGUUUUGUUGCUGUGGAAGUGGUAUGUUGGACUUUAGGGAAAGUGGGUUGUUAGGGUUAGGGCUUUUGGGUUAGGGUUUUUGGGUGGUGGUGUUGGAUUGAGAUGGAAGAUACUGAGGUUGAAGAAGGGGAGGCUUCUUGCUAUUUCGAGGAUGACUCAAACAUUGACCCUGACAUAGCUCUCUCUUACAUUGAUGAGAAGCUUCAGAAUGUGUUGGGCCACUUUCAGAAGGACUUUGAAGGCGGGGUUUCUGCAGAGAAUUUGGGGGCAAAAUUUGGUGGGUAUGGUUCAUUUUUACCCACUUAUCAGCGUUCUCCUUCAGUACGGCCUCAGCCAAAGACUCCACAGAGAGUUCAGAAUUUCAGCUCACCAAAAUCGCCUUAUGUUUUGCCCGUGGAGGGUGGUCCCCACAAUUCUACAGCUCCCUCAGAUGCAGCCCCGUCUCUCAGGAUUGGCACUGCUACCUGCGGUUUGCCCUCAUUGCAUGAUGCAAGGGCCCUGCCAGUGUAUGUUUCAACCAAACAAGAUUCAUGCUUGGCUUCUGUUCAAGUUAAUGAAAAGUUCCCCUUGAAACUUGAAUGUGUUUCAAAUAAGCCAGCCAAACAAGAUUCAUGCUUGUCUUCUGGUCAAGUAACUGAAAAGCUCCCCAUGAGACAUGAACCUGUUUCAAAUAAGCCAGUUAAUCCAACUGAACACAGAACAUUGAAGGUUCGAAUCAAAGUUGGUUCUGAUAACAAAGCUAGGAAAAAUGCUGCAAUUUAUAGUGGCCUUGGGCUUAUUUCUCCAUCUUCCUCCAUGGGGAACAGCCCUAGCCUCGAGGAGAGUGGUGGAAUGCCAUCUGAAUGUCAAGUGUCACUGGAAGAAUCUCCCGACAACAUACUUGGGAUUAUGACAUCUUUUCCAGUCCCUGGUGGCUUGCCGCUGUCACCGCUUCACGAGAGUUUGCUUUGCUUGGAAAGAAAGGAAAAAAAUUCACGAGGCAUUGAUCUUGUUCCUGCCAUCAAGUGUGGUGAAGAGCAUCCUGCUGUGUUGGCAAAUGAUUCAUCUUCUUCAAUGGAGAAUAAGAAAGUGCCAAAAGAGAAGAAAACAAAGAUACAGGAGAAGACUCACAAGCUGGUAGUAUUGAAGCGAGAAGUCGGUACGAAUUUUGACGAUAACGGAUCCACCCUUGUGAAACGGGAAGUAGCGAGAAAUGUGGAACUUGAGACCUUGGGCUGGAAACAGGGUUUCUCUAAUGACACAAAGCUCAAGCCGCUAUCCAAUUAUGAAUGUCAUGUGUUGGAGGUCGACAUGGAUGGGAUAGAAGACAGAUCACCCAUUGACUUAGUUAGGAACGAGUGUUUCCAAUCAAUAUCUGACCGAGAGGGUGGAAAAUAUGAGAAGGCAAAAGCUAGGAGUAGUUCUAUUGAGAAGAUUUGUGAAAGCAGGUUAAAAAGUACCCUUAUGGAUAUUUCAACUGAUGUUACAAAAAAUGACCUGAGCAGAAGUGACAAAGUUUCUGCCCCAUUGAAAGCUGAUUCUGAUGUUUCUAUGAGCAAGAGAGACCCUAAUAUUGGGGCGGCAGACAAGUCAGCACAGAAGGUUGGUCAGACAGCUGCAAACUAUGUAGAGGAUGAAAUUAGAAUGCCAAAUGGUGUUGGAAAAGCUUCAUUUGGGGGAAAAAAUAAGUCAAGGGAAAAAAAAAGUAGUGGUAAGCAGGGUUUGGAAGUAGAUGGAAGCUUGAUGGUUGAAGUGCAUGAAGUGCCAAAAGACAACAAGAAAGCCGGUAAAAUGCACAAGUCAAAGUUACAGAAAGACAUUCAAAAAACCCGUGAUGACUCUAAGGAUGUCCUGCACGAAACACGAGUAGAACAGAUGAACAACGAAAUAGAUUCACUGGAGAGGCCUUUCGUUGAUAGGACAAAGGACUCUAAUCUUCAGGCUGUUGGGAGAAAACAUUAUGCAUCAUUGGAGAAACCAAAGGAGGUAUUAUGUACCACUAAAACAGUUGAUAACUUGACAUCUGAAACUAUUUUGAACGACGCUGCAAAUGACGGACGCCCUUCUGCCGAAGGUGUUACUUCUGAGAUGGAACACACUUCAGUUGAUCCCAUGGUAAUAGAAGAAGAUUGGGUAUGUUGUGACCUUUGUCAAAAGUGGCGCCUUCUUCCAUAUGGUACUAAGCCUGAUCAACUCCCUGAGAAGUGGUUGUGUAGCAUGCUUAACUGGCUGCAUGGAAUGAACCACUGUGAUUUCAGUGAGGAAGAGACUACAAAUGCUCUCAAUGCAUUAUACCAACUUCCACUUCCCCAGAGCCAAAAUCACCUUCAGAAUCAUGUUGCUGGAACUGCAGCUGGAGCAGCUGAUGCCUUUCAUUUUGACCAGAGCCAUCCAAAUCUCAGUUCCCAUGCCAUGCCUAAUCCAAGAAAGAAGAAACAGAAAUCCAAAGGAACACCUCAUGCAGCUACUAAUGGUGGCACAGUUCAGAUUUCAGGCUCUACAAACAACAUCCGACAGGAGGUGGUAAAAAGAAGAAGUUUAAAUGACAUGCAACAGCCUAUUUUGGAGUCCAAAUUGAUGAGCAACUCUAAUGUUGAGCAUUUGAGCAAGUCUGGCAACUUCCCCAUGGACAAAAUUAUCCAUAAACAAAAAGAGAAGCAUGCCGUUAGCAGGGAUUCCAAGCUAGAUAAGCUGAUAAACAAGAGAGAAGCUGACCCUUAUGGGUAUGAGGCUACAAAGAAAAUUAAGGCUGAUGUUGCAUUUGGUAAUGAUAAGUCCUCGACUAUAGCACACAAUGGGAACAUAGACAAAAUAGGUCUUGGUUUGCCUAGUAAGGCAGCUGUUAAGAGAAUUGGGAAGCACGAUGAAAAAGGUAGCUCCAAGGAUGUAAAAUCUGGUUGGAAUGGAAAAGUUCGAAUUUCUGCAAAGAAACUUGGAGACCACGCUUCAGCAUCACUGCAAACUGGAUCCUUGGAUAUGGAAACAAAUGACGAAAGAAGAAUAGCUCCGAAGAAGAGGAAAUUGAAGGAUUGGCAGGAAAAUCAGAAUUAUGACGUGACUCCACGAAACAAUGGGAAUCAUGUCCCUGAGAGCAAGGUCUUUCUAAAGGAGUCUAGUGAUUGUGAAUUGAGGAAGGGAAAGAAAUGUAGGGUGUCUGGGACAGAGGGGAAGGAGUCCAGCACAAGUAAGGGUGAUGCUAGAUCAAACACCAAAAAUAAGGUGGCCAAAACCCUCUUGUCAAGUAAUAAAGAAAAUCCCGUUCAAGGCAGGGAAGAAGUUAAAAAUAUUGAGAAGGAUCAACUGCCAAGGAUAUACAGAAUAAAGGUUGCAUCUAAUAAGCCAGUCUCUGAUGAAAUGGAUCCAUUAAAAAGGGAUUUGGGAUCUGAACAACUAUCAAGGACGGCCACUUCGAGCUCUUCAAAGGUUUCAGAUUCCCGUAAAAGUAGGACCCACUUUCCAGAUGUGAGAGGCUCACCUGUAGAAUCAGUUUCCUCAUCUCCCAUGCGUAUGUCCAGCAUAGCAUUUGCAAGAAAGGGCAUUUUAGGGAAUGAUGCUGUGAGGAGUGGUGAUUUUCCUGAGAUGGAUAGCCCUAGGAAGUCCUUUGAUGGGGAAGCUAAUGUCGAGAGCGAUCGAUCUGGGACUGCAAGGAGGGGAAAAGUCUCUGGUGUCUUUCAUUCGGAGUCUCUUGGAUUUCCCGUGCUAGAUUUUCGGGAAAACAAUGCUUGUCAAGACUUUGGUGAAAAGUGUAAAUCAAGUGUCGAACAUCCUCCUGAAUUUCAAAGGGUUAAGGUGAAGGUAUGCGAUCCACCAAGGGAGAUGGAAGCAUUGAAUCUGAAACACGAUCUGAAGGAUGAGGUAGAGACUGGCACACAGAAUCUUGCCUUGCUCCAUGAAGGAUCGAGUGAUUUAGAUAGGCUUAAACCGGUAAAAGAUGAGAGAAGUGGUAUGAGGGGUUCUGAUGGUGAAGAUGCAAAGAGAAGUGAUCCAGCCCUACUGAAGUUAAGGGGCGGGAAUUUGCAAGUAUUCCCACCUCAUGCUCGCAAACAAGGAAAUGCUUUCGAUGUAGUUCCAGUUGGUAAUUCUUCUAAUGACGACUUACUGAAUCGGUGUGUAUUUAAGGAUGUCCUAAGUCCUGUUAGAAAGGAUGGCUCUAGUCAUCUUGCUAGUAAUGCCUUGAAAGAAGCUGAAGAUCUCAGAUGCGUUGCUGAUCGUUUGAAGGACUCUGAGUUUGGUUUCGAAUGUAAUGAGGCAUACUUCCAAGCUGCCUUGAAGUUUCUUUAUGGUGCUUCACUUCUAGAAACCUGCAAUGGUGAUAUUAGUAAACAUGCGGAGAUGUCUCCUAUGCAAAUCUACAGCAGAUGUGCCAAAUACUGCGGAGACUGUGCCCAUGAAUAUGAGAAGCGCAAAGAAAUGGCCGCAGCUGCAUUGGCCUAUAAAUGCAUGGAGGUAGCGUACAUGAGGAUAGUUUAUUGCAAAAAUUCAAGUACAAACAGGGAUCGGCAGGAUUUGCAAACAAGUUUACAAAUGGUUCCUCAAGGUGAAUCUCCAUCAUCUUCUGUAUCGGAUGUUGACAACUUGAACAAUCAAGCAAUGGUGGAUAAGACUGCUAUUUCCAAAGGCCUUGUUCCUCAUGCUGGAAACCAUGUUAUUGUUGCUCACAACCAGCACAACUUUCUUCGAUUGCUUGACUUUACAAAGGAUGUAAAUUCUGCAAUGGAGGCCUCCAGGAAAUGCCAGACUGCUUUUGCAGCUGCUAAUGGAAUCCUGGAAGAGGCUCAGAAUAAGGAGGGCAUUAUUUCUGUUAAGAGGGUCAUUGACUUCAGCUUCCAAGAUAUAGAGGAACUAAUUCGUUUGGUACGGCAUGCAAUCGGAGCCAUCAGCUGUCAAGGUUUAGGUGGCAGUAAAGAUUAAGUGAACCUUGUACAUGGCAUGUGCUUCUUUGUUCUAUUUCCUCUUUGAGCUUGCAUGAGAAUAAGGGGAAAAGGACGGUCAAAUUGGCUUGGAUCAUGUGAAGGGACAGGACAAUAACAGCUUAUUACCUUUCUGUACAUGUGUACAAAAAGAGAUUGAUUUGCAAUUUUUGUAACGUACUAGUAGAUUUUGCAUCCUGUUUUUGAAAUGAGCAUAAUGUGCUCACCCUUGCAUUGAGGGUUGGGUAAGAGAGCAUAUUUACGGUUUAGUUAUUCGGCGAGAAGAUUUGGAGGCUGUGAGAGUGCAGUUUCAAAUUUUAUAUAGGUUCCAUCACUUAGAAGCUAGAGAAAUAUAGUACUACAGAGAUUAAGCAUCUAUAGUUAACAUAUAUGAGGUGAUUUGAGUUCAAAUAUAGAUAUGACUUGUCCGUUCAAAUGAAGGACUUCAUGUUUAGGUACCAUAUGUUUUGGCUUUUUAUUAAUGGAAAUAAAAUCCAAGUCUGUGGAGGAGGUUCUCCUGCAUUUAUUUCUAACAUUAUCGUGCUGUGCUUCCUCAUUUGUCUUUAAAUUAGUUUGAUGCCCUGCAGCUCCUUCGCCUGCAAAACGAUUUAAAUUAGAGCUUUGUCAGAUGUUGCAAUAUCUGGUACGUAUUGUUAUUAUGUUAUCUGGAGGAAUACCAAUUUGUUAUUAUUCCGGAGGGAUAACCAAUUUCUGCAACGCAUUAUUUUCUUAUAUUAGUAGAUAGAGAGGAUACCAAUUUUCUGUUCUUAAUUUACCAUUCUUAAUUUUGUUAAUUUCUGUGCAGGUUGAUCAACAUAUCUUCUUUUUUCUUUUGGUUGAAAGCUUGGAUUACCACGAUGUCAGACUUGUUCCCUUAAAGAAAGUUACAGCAAGAACUAUCAAAUGUUCAGUUCAGCAUUGACUGAUAAUAGGAAAUUUGGGCUCAAGCUGAAUUAAUUUCUUUGUCUGUGGUUGACAGAGUUUUUGCCCUAUACAUUUGGGGCCCGUUUUUUUGUCCGGGUUUGGGAAUGGACAAUAAAUCCAAGGGCACCAUAUGUCCUAGGUUUGGUUGAAAUUUUGGCAGUUCGGAUUUCAUAUUCGAAAUCCCACAAAAAACAUGCUGUGUACAAUUCACGGGGGAUGUGGUACUAUUAAUUUGAUCACUCUUAGUCCGAUCACCGAUGGGAUUGCUUAGUCUUUGGGGAUGAAUGUUCCCUCACUAUUUGUCCACUCAAACAAGCAUGUCCUUUAGGAAUUUAAUUGUGUUGUGCUUUUUGUUUGUAUGUUAGAUUGAGUACCUAAGGGUAGUCUAGGAAGAUCAACAAGUUCUUGAAGACUCGGGGUUGCUGAAGGCGGAGGAAGAGAGAAUCCAAGGCAAUUUUCUGUAUCAGUGGUAAGGGGGUGAGUAGAUCUGGUAUGAACAACCACUUAUGAUGGCUUGGGUGUCUUCUAUACAAGGGGAGGGUUUCUCUAAGGGACUUAUGGCUGAAGGACGUGUGGAGGCUUUUGGAUGGCUGCCAACCCGAGGGUCAACGAGUAUGGUCUGAGUAACCGACCUAUGACAGCCAAGUGUCAUAGGUCAAGGGUUGGUGGGUUGGAGUCGGCACAUCAAGGGGAUACUCGGAGGAUUAUGAGAGGGUGGACAUAAAGGGGUUAUAGCCAUGUGAGGUCUAGAUCCUAGGUCUGAGGGUUCAGUGUGCAGAGGUCAGUGAUAUGUGGGACUUAAUUUUCAUGUGGACAUUCUAAUUUUCAUGUGAUAUGUGGGACUUCAUAUCAUGCGACCUCGUGAGUCUUAUGAAUGUCAGGUUGUAGGUGAUGUCUGGUCCUUCAGUCUUAUGUUUCAGAGGGUUGGUAUGAUACGGAUUCUAAUAAAGUUGACAUCUCAGUCAGCGAAUCUCUCUCCUUCUAAGACCGCUGUGAAGGUAAACUCCUGAAGACAAUCCCUUGGGUUCAAACCCCCAUGCCACAUUUCUUCUUCGGUCUCGAGUGACCUGAGCCCUGCCUCAGCUCAAGUGUAGGCUUCCGACCUCAGGGCUGGUCGUCCUUCAGAGAAGCCCUUGGGGCUUGUCCUUCAGCUAUGAUGACCCUUGCUCCUGAGGUCUCCUUUCUCCUUCGGCCCUUGAGGUCCGGGCCACGUACCCACGUUGUUCAUAUUUGAUUAGUUUCACUCCCCAGCAUCAGUUCUGGAAUGCAGCCCUGAAUCAGUUUCGAGGUUGUAUCAGCGCAUCGAGAAACUUCUGCAGCUCAUUCUUCGUGUCCCGCUUGGACUGCCCCAUACUUGACAGAUAACUUUGUUGAACAUGGUUGAAUCUUGUCAGUGCAACCAGGCUGUUGUCUUGAUUUGUCUGAGCCACAGUUUUGAGCUGCCAAGGUUAUAAUCUAUUUAUCAGUUGGUUU